Messenger RNA from Cyprinodon tularosa, 1682 nucleotides. Its product is annotated as IKBKB interacting protein. Bases 189 to 1412 code for a protein of 407 amino acids. Lineage: Eukaryota; Metazoa; Chordata; Actinopteri; Cyprinodontiformes; Cyprinodontidae. The record is from RefSeq and is a predicted model, not a curated record. The transcript is spliced from 3 exons.
UUGUAGCGGUAUUUUUUGCUAAUCUCCGCUGUUAUUAACGUGCAUGUCUUACUUUUUUCAUUAUGAACUUGUUUUUUAGAACGAUAUCCCGUUUUAUUCUACACCCGUUGAAAUAACUGAGUGCAUUUUCCCCAAAGCAAGGCCUAGUUUAAAUACUUUAAUUCGGUUUUUAUUCUCUAACUGCUAAAAUGCCUUCGGAAAUUAAACAGAGGAAGAAGACUCUAAAACAGAACGACGAAACUUCGCAUAAUUCCACUGCUAACGGAAAGGAUGAAGCGCAAAAAGCGAAGUUGGAAGAAGCAGAGAACAGUGGAGCAAAUAAAAAGUCCUCAGCUUCAGACGUGAAAGGUUUGAUGUGUUUACUGUCGCUUGUAGCUUGCGGAAUUCUGAGUUGGGUGGUGCUGCAACAGAAUGAAAAGUUUUCUCAAAUCGAAGAGAAGUACAGAGUUCUGCACGGGAAAACUUCCAGCCUGUUGCUCAUGGAGGAGGAGAUGGUUAAAGUUUCCAAGAAGCUUGCUGCAUCCGAGGAUGACCUUCAGGAGGCGCUCUCUACGGUUUCCACGGCAACCAGACUCCAGCAGGACAUCUCCGGUCUCCACAGCGUUAUCAUGGCAAUGCAAGCCGAAGAGAACGCCGCUUCCCGAGACCUGCAGACGGUUAAUGCCCACUUCCUCAACGUGACGGAGACGUGGCAGGAGAGGCUGGCGGCCAUCAACUCGGACCUGGUGGCCCUAAAGGCCGAGGCCAGGGAGGCCCAUGCCGGCGCCACGGAGCAGGUAAACGAGGCAGAGCAGAGGGCGCGGACGCUGGCGAAAAGGCUGGAGGAGCUGGAGGACAGCACAAAGAGGAACGCCCGGGUUCUGGAGCGGACAGAAGAGGACGAUGCCAAGCGGGCGCAAGAUCAGCUGGACUGGAACACCAAACAGAUCCAUAAGCUGCAGGAGCAGAUCAGCAGCCUCACCAAGAGGGAAGCUGAGCUGAGCUCCCAGGUCCAGGAUUACAUCCCCAAGGCUCAGCAGUGUGAGGAGAACCUUCCACAGGUGGAGGAGGCCGUAGGCUCCAUCCUGAAGCUGAGCAGCGAUCUAAGCGGGGCAGAGAGGAGGUUGGAGGAGGCAACGCUGCAGGUGUUUGGGACGGAAGACAGCAUGCUGAAAGCUCUGAACGAGAUCCUGGAGAUCAGACAGGAGCUGGACACACUGCACUCACAAAACAGCAUUCUGAAGAUGAAGAAUGAGCUGUCCGUAGUUAAAGAGGCAGUCAGUGAACUCACCAGGGUUCUGAGGGGAAACAGGGCGGAGACCCAAACAGACACUUUGGAGGAUGAGGAAUGGAAAGAUGACGAGGAUGAGCCGUGGCUGGAAAAUGAGCUAAACGAAGCAUCUGAACGUCUUCAGAAUGACAUUAUUGAAUGAGUGUUUGGGAACCAGGGCUGCCAGGGCUUUUUCUGAAUGUUUUCUGUAGUUUUUUAGUCAGACCAUGUGUUGCAUUUGCUUUUUUUUUUAAACAUUUUUACCUCAGAAAUAGCAUCACAGAUGUCAGCAGUCACAUCUGUGCUGCAUGUUACCCUGCUCUUGAUCUCAGUAUUACGCGUGUUAUAGGUGAUAUUGUCACAUUUUCAAACACUGAAAACAGGAAACGUUGUUAUUUUGAUUUGACUCAAUAAAGUAACUUUUUUAAAAGAA